Molecule: messenger RNA, 4717 nt
Organism: Crotalus tigris (Tiger rattlesnake)
Lineage: Eukaryota; Metazoa; Chordata; Lepidosauria; Squamata; Viperidae
Gene: ZBTB18
Product: zinc finger and BTB domain containing 18
Exons: 2
Coding region: 1044-2612 (522 amino acids)
Biological process (GO): regulation of transcription by RNA polymerase II
Cellular component (GO): nucleus
Molecular function (GO): RNA polymerase II cis-regulatory region sequence-specific DNA binding; protein binding; DNA-binding transcription factor activity, RNA polymerase II-specific
Source: RefSeq, a predicted model, not a curated record
UGUGCUUCUCUCUUGAUGUUUGUUUAUUUAAUUUCCAAACAAAAAUCCCAUUACUUUGUUUACGAUGUUUAGGAAAAAAUAAGUAGAGUUCAUUUGAAAAGGGAAUAACAGUUUCUCUUGUAAUUAAGACUUUAAAUACAUAUUGAUGCAUUUGUUCCUGUGCAGUAAUAUUAAAUAACUGUUUAAAUGAUGUAGUUCCCCUAUCCUUAUUAUGAGCACUGAAAAAAUAAUUUAUAGUUUAGGGAAUCAUUUUGGUAUUGCAAUUAUGAUGACUGUUCUAAGAGUACUGUUUCUAAAAGUAAAAAUAUGAAAAUAAGAUUUGAAAUGAUACAUUGAUAGAAAUGAAAUAUAUAUAUAUAUGAAUAUGCAUGAUAAUUUAUACUAUUCACGUUUAUGCUUUACCCAAGCCAUUGAGGGAUCUUGAAAUCUAUACUCCCCCCCUUUGGGGAAAAAAAAGGACUUGAAUAUCUGUGCAACUUUAGGAUCCCACCUACCCUGAAACUAACUUAGUCAGUUUCACUCUAUUUUUUUUUCUGGAAAUAUAUUAAAGUUUAUUCCAGUACAACAAUAACUGAAAGAAGGGUUUUGUUUUCAUGACUAAUUUAGAACUUGUAGAUUUGAGCUGCCUGAAUUGGCCAGACAGCUGUAAUCGCACUCCUCUAUUCUUAAUCUCUUUAUCUGGGCAGCAGCUGCCAUAUGGCCACAGUCAGCUGGAUCAGAUGUUUAUAAGCUUCCUUCUUCGUCCCUCUCUGUCCUUUCAGCCUCCUAAUUUGAUCACAGCUACCUUGUGAGCUGCCCUCCAAUCUUUAUUUUUAGCCCUCUUAAGGAUUAGGAUUGAUGUUGGCUGUGGGGCACUUAAAGUGAUUGUAUUGUAAAUCUUCUCGCUUUAUUCUAUCUGCAGUAGAAUAUACUUUGGACAAGAGUGUAACUUUAAGAACACAUAAUGCCCAAAGAUGCAGCAGCUGUAUGUAACUAGUUUAGCACAACUUCGCUUGUAAGAAGUAGGAAAUAAAGAAGAUAUUUAAGGUUAUGCUGAAGACAGCAUGGAGUUCCCUGACCACAGCAGGCAUUUACUACAGUGUCUGAGUGAACAGAGGCAUCAAGGUUUUCUUUGUGACUGCACUGUUCUGGUAGGAGAUGCCCAAUUUCGAGCACACAGAGCUGUACUGGCUUCAUGCAGCAUGUAUUUCCACCUAUUUUACAAGGACCAGCUGGACAAAAGAGACAUUGUUCAUCUGAACAGCGACAUUGUUACAGCCCCAGCUUUCGCUCUCCUACUUGAAUUCAUGUAUGAAGGGAAACUCCAAUUCAAAGAUUUGCCCAUUGAAGAUGUGCUCGCAGCUGCCAGUUAUCUUCACAUGUACGACAUUGUUAAAGUUUGUAAAAAGAAACUAAAAGAAAAAGCCACCACUGAGGCAGACAGUACUAAAAAGGAAGAAGAUGCCUCAAGUUGCUCGGACAAAGUGGAGAGCCUUUCUGACGGCAGUAGCCACAUUGCAGGAGACAUACCCAGUGAUGAAGAGGAAGGGGAAGAUGAAAAACUGAGCAUCCUACCCAGCAAAAGGGACUUAACUGCUGAACCUGGGAACAUGUGGAUGAGAUUGCCUUCAGACUCCGGAGUGAUUCCCCAGAGUGGUGGGGAACCAGACACACAUGCAACAGCAGCUGGAAAAACAGUAGCCAGCCCCUGCAGCUCAACAGAGUCUUUGUCCCAGAGGUCUGUCACCUCAAUGAGGGAUUCAACAGAUGUUGACUGUGUCCUGGACUUGUCUGUGAAGUCAAGCCUUUCUGGAGUUGAGAAUUUGAACAAUUCAUAUUUCUCUUCACAGGAUAUGAUGCGAAACAACUUGGUGCAGGUGAAGGUGGAAAAAGAAGCAUCCUGUGAUGAGAGUGAUGUUGGCACUAAUGACUAUGACAUGGAGCAUAGCACUGUGAAAGAAAGUGUGAGCACUAAUAACAGGGUACCAUAUGAGCCAGCCCAUCUGGCUCCUAUGAGAGACGAUUCUGUUUUGAGGGAGCUAGAUAGAGAGGACAAAGCCAGUGAUGAUGAAAUCAUAACUCCAGAGAACGAGAGAGUUCAGGUGGAAGGGAGCAUGGACAGCAGUCUGCUCCCUUAUGUCUCCAACAUACUUAACCCUGCAGGCCAAAUUUUUAUGUGCCCCCUCUGCAACAAAGUCUUUCCUAGUCCCCACAUCCUGCAGAUUCACUUAAGUACGCACUUUCGAGAGCAGGACGGGAUCCGCAGUAAGCCUGCCGCUGAUGUCAAUGUCCCAACCUGUUCCUUGUGUGGUAAGACUUUUUCUUGCAUGUACACUUUGAAACGUCAUGAGAGGACUCAUUCAGGUGAAAAACCGUACACUUGUACUCAGUGUGGAAAGAGCUUCCAGUAUUCCCACAAUCUGAGCCGCCAUGCCGUAGUUCACACACGGGAGAAGCCACACGCUUGUAAGUGGUGUGAGCGGAGGUUCACCCAAUCUGGAGACCUUUACAGGCACAUUCGGAAGUUUCACUGUGAACUAGUGAACUCUUUGUCUGUCAAAAGUGAAGCACUGAGCUUACCUACUGUCAGAGACUGGACAUUAGAAGAUAGCUCUCAAGAACUUUGGAAAUAGAAUUUUAUAUAUAUAAUUAAUAUAUAUAUAUAUAUAUAUAUAAAUAAAUCUAUAUAGUUGUGGUACAGUCUAAAAGCAGUCUUGUUUCCUUAAACUAACAAAGUUUGGCCAUUAGCUUGUUUUAUGCACUUUAAAGCAGCAUGAACAUUUCACUACUUAGUGUUCUGAUAAUGAACUAUAGAAAUAAGACAAAUAAACUUCAUAAAAUCUUCCCCGUCUCCCCACCAAGUAAGUACUUCUUUUAAAAAUAACUGCAAUUGAACAAGUGUGAUUGUUAGAGUCUAUUUAACAUUAUUUACAAUAUUGCAUCAUUUCAAUCGCCACUUAAAUCAGUAAUCUCCAGUUUUUUUAAUCACUUUAGUUAAAUUUUUUAAACUGCAUGCAUCUUUUCUAGCUCAGGGAAACCUGAAUGCUUUUAGACCCAAGCGAUAUGAUUUCUAAAAGACUGGAGUAUCAAUUUUUCAAAAGUGAUUGUUAUUAUGUUGUAAUUUGUAAACUACAAUAGUUCCCAAUUAAAAAAAAAAAUUUUUUUGAAAAUACACUGGAAUCACGGGGACUCUGAAGGCGUGCUUGGGAUGAAAAAGGAUGUUGCAUUUCCAGCAGUUACAAACUGCAUUUAAAAUGUGAAUUACUGUUAUAUACUGUAAUUGAUUAAAAGGGUUGGGGGGUGUCAAAGAAAUUGACAAGUUGUGUUAAUGCUCUAAGUUGAGUCUUGGAAAGUAAAUAUUAAUGCUACAGAAAUGCAUGCAUUUCAGUAUAUUUUUGUCUUUGUUUGCAUUGUAUAACUUUAAUGAGUGAUUUUAAAAACUUAUUUAAUUUUUAGUAAGAAAAAGCACCAGGGAAAAAAAACUGGUGUUACGAAGAACAUAAAUGCACUGCUUUUAUUUUAUAUAAUUUAAAUUAAUUGCCCAUUGUCUUUAAGUUGAACAAAAGCUAUAUGUUGAUUUUAGCUAUGUAAAGGAAGAUAGUAAUGUUUACAGACUUAGAGAUUUGCAUGUGCAGUGAACAUUUAUUUUAAAAACUGAUUGCACAAACCCAUGCCAGCUCCAACCUUAGAUGCAUACACUUACCCAUGUGAGCAUUUUUAGAAUUCCUGCUGCACAAAUAAACAAUAGGUGUUCAUUUUAUUCGCCCCUUCAAAAGAUUCUAUGGAGUGAAAAAGCCCCAGGCUAAAAGAACUAAAAACCUUGAUUGACAUGGGACAGGGUGGGGAGAUGGUGGGAGAAAAGUUGGGGGAGGGUUUGUGAACUGUGUAUCCAAACAGCAAAGACUGCAGCCUGACGUGUGGUUUUAAUGAUCAACACGUAGGGCAAAAGCAUUUUGCACAGUGUUUGUUUUCCUGUCUUGCACUUACAAAUAAGGUCUAUGAGAGUAGCAUGGAAAAUGUUUUUUUUUCUGCUUUUGUUUAGAAUUUGAUCGCCUUAACUACUGUAAACAUAGCCUAUUUUUGUGCUUAAGAAACUGAAUGGAAAACUCCAUUGUGUAUUGCUGGAUGUUUUGGAAAUAUUUUGGUCAAAUGUAUAUUAAUUUGGCUGUAAUGGCAUUUAAAACAAAAAAAGCUGUGAAAAUGGCCUUGGAGCAUUAUUUUUAGUUACUUGAACAGUCUCUAUGUUUUAAAAAUUCAUUGUUUUUAUUUAGAAAAGACAAUCAGUGUCUGAAAAAAAAUGGACUACUUUUGCUUUUUUAUUUUUUGUGGACAUGAGUGAUUGUUGGGGGCUGUUAGGUUGCCCUUUAGUUUCACAUUAUUAUUAUUUUUUUGUUCUAAAAAUUAGACUGACAUCUAGCCUUGACAAUCAUAGUAUGUUUUAUUUUCAUGAGGGGGAGGGGAAUAACUUAUAAUGCUGUUUAGUUUUGUACUAUUGGUGUGUUGGUGAAUUUUUAAAUUGUGUGCUAACUGCAAUAAAUUAUACAUACUGAGAAAUCAUUUAGUUGUCUUCUCCCCUUUUUAAAAGAAAAAAAAGUAAAAUAUUGUACAUACUUAAUCUUUUUGUGCAGUUUCCUCUUGCUGUAUGGAAUAGACUUGCAGUUUGAAAUGAAUCUCAAGCAAAAAUGGUAUCCAUUAGGCAAAUGCUGCCAAUGCUGUAUUUCUAAAAAAAAAAAAAAAA